Messenger RNA from Colletotrichum fioriniae, 759 nucleotides. Lineage: Eukaryota; Fungi; Ascomycota; Sordariomycetes; Glomerellales; Glomerellaceae. The record is from RefSeq and is a predicted model, not a curated record.
AUGUCUCGAUUCAAGCUCAACAAAAAGCAGCGCCUAGUUGCCACAAUCGCGAUAUCUGGCGGCUUCUUCGUCGCAGAGCUGGUCAUCGGGUACCGCACAAAGUCUCUUGCUCUAGUAGCAGACGCCUUUCACUAUGUCUCGGAGAGGAAAACCCCUCCACCUAAAUCCCUACCCUUUGGCUGGAAACGCGCCCAGGUGAUGGGAGCCUUCUUCAACGGCGUGUUUCUGCUUGCGUUGGGUGUCAGCAUCCUCCUUCAAGCCAUUGAGAGAUUCACUCAACUUCCGCAUGUCGACGACCCAGUACUGGUUCUGAUCAUGGGCUGCAUAGGCCUCGGGCUCAACGUCAUAGUCCUAAGUUUCCUCCACGAAACCCAUCACCAUCACCACACCCAAGAAACAAGACAUCCCGACGAAGAGUCUAGAGACCCUCCCUCCCCCUCCAACACUCCAAUACCGGCACUACCAGCAUCUGCCAAGCAACACACCUACACCCGCGACCUCAACAUGCUAGGCGUCCUCCUCCACGUCCUAACCGACGCCCUAAACAACCUCUCCGUCAUAAUCGCCGCCCUCAUCGUCUGGAAAUCCCCUUCUCCCAACCGCUUCUACGCCGAUCCGGGCGUCGGUGUCUUCAUCGCCCUGACAAUCAUGCUCUCCGCUGGGCCUCUCUGCCGGCGCGCGGGCCAGAUCCUGAUGGAAAGCGCUCCUGCGCAACUUGAUGUUAAUUUCGUUCAGGGAGAGAUGCUAAAGGUAAAGUAG